GCAAUUAACAACAGUCGAACAAGAGCAGAGAAAGUCCAAGCACAAGCAGAGUACAUAGAAGCAAACAAGAAAGUGAAGAAGAGCAUUAGAGCUGAUAAGCAAAAAUACGUGGAAGAACUAGCAACGACGGCGGAAAAAGCUGCAAGAGAAGGAAAUAUGAGACAGCUUUACGAUACGACGAAGAAGCUUGCAGGGAAAUACAGUAAACCAGAGAGACCAGUCAAAGACAAAGAAGGAAGACCGAUCACUGAGAUUCAGCAACAGCGCAACAGAUGGGCAGAAUACUUCGAGGAACUCCUGAACAGGCCGGCUCCAACGAAUCCACGGGACAUCGAAGCAGCACACACAGAUCUUCCUAUAGAUGUCAAUCCACCAACGACGGAAGAAAUCAGAAUGGCCAUCAGACAAAUCAAGAGCGGGAAAGCAGCAGGACCUGACAAUAUACCAGCUGAAGCGUUGAAGUCAGACAUCGAAGUAACUACAAGCAGGCUUCAUCUUCUAUUCAAGAAGAUUUGGGAGGAGGAACAAGUGCCGAUGGAUUGGAAAGAAGGACACCUCAUCAAGAUUCCAAAGAAAGGAGAUCUGAGAAAGUGUGAAAACUACAGAGGCAUUACACUACUGUCAAUACCGAGUAAAGUCUUCAACAGAGUGUUACUGAACAGGAUGAAAGACGCAGUUGACGCUCAACUUCGAGAUCAACAAGCUGGAUUCCGUAAGGACCGGUCGUGCACAGACCAGAUUGCGACACUACGGAUCAUCGUCGAACAAUCAAUUGAGUGGAACUCGUCACUCUACAUCAACUUCAUUGAUUAUGAGAAGGCAUUUGACAGUGUAGAUAGGAGGACGUUAUGGAAACUUCUUCGACACUACGGAGUUCCUGAGAAGAUUGUCAACAUUAUCCGGAACUCAUACGAUGGACUACAGUGCAAAGUAGUGCAUGGAGGACAGCUGACAGACGCAUUCCAAGUAAGGACCGGAGUAAGACAAGGCUGUCUACUCUCUCCCUUCCUGUUUCUUCUGGUGGUCGACUGGAUUAUGAAGACCUCGACAUCUGAGAGAAACUACGGCAUACGAUGGAUAGCUCAGAACCAAUUAGACGACUUGGACUUCGCAGACGACCUAGCCCUCCUAUCACAUACACACGAACAAAUGCAGAUAAAGACAGCCAGCAUAGCAGCAGUCUCUGCAUCAGUAGGCCUCAACAUACACAAAGGGAAAACCAAGGUCCUCAAACACAACACGGAGAACAGCAAUCCAAUCACUCUUGAUGGCGAAACUCUGGAAGACGUGGAAUCCUUCACAUACCUGGGAAGCAUCGUCGAUAAACAAGGAGGUUCAGAUGCAGACGUCAAGGCGAGGAUUGGCAAAGCUAGAGCGGCAUUCCUUCAACUGAAGAACAUAUGGAACUCAAAACAACUUUCAACUAAUAUCAAAGUCAGAAUCUUCAAUACGAACGUCAAGGCAGUUCUACUGUACGGAGCUGAGACGUGGAGAACUACAACAACCACCAUCAAGAAGGUACAGGUAUUUAUUAAUAGCUGUCUACGCAUGAUACUCAACAUCCAUUGGCCGGAAACCAUCAGCAACAGCCUUUUGUGGGAGAGAACCAACCAGCUUCCAGCUGAAGAGGAAAUUAGGAAAAGACGAUGGAAAUGGAUAGGACAUACAUUGAGGAAAUCAUCAAACUGCAUUACGAGACAAGCGCUAACUUGGAAUCCUGAAGGGAAGCGGAAAAGAGGAAGGCCAAAGAACACAUUACGUCGGGAAAUAGAAGCAGAUAUGAAAAAGAUGAAUAAGAACUGGAAAGAGCUUGAAAGGAUUGCGCAGGACAGGGUUGGAUGGAGAAUGCUGGUGAGCGGCCUAUGCUCCUUCACGAGGAGUAACAGGCGUAAGUAAGUAAGUAAG
Schistosoma spindalis is the source of this 1905-nucleotide messenger RNA. NCBI's taxonomy places the organism in Eukaryota, Metazoa, Platyhelminthes, Trematoda, Strigeidida, Schistosomatidae. The record is from the annotation of a GenBank genome assembly.